This is a messenger RNA of Gilbertella persicaria, 912 nucleotides long. RefSeq names its product ribosomal family S4e-domain-containing protein. The transcript has 4 exons. The coding region runs from base 1 to 912 and encodes 303 amino acids. NCBI's taxonomy places the organism in Eukaryota, Fungi, Mucoromycota, Mucoromycetes, Mucorales, Choanephoraceae. Gene Ontology annotation, molecular function: structural constituent of ribosome; RNA binding. Gene Ontology annotation, cellular component: cytosolic small ribosomal subunit; ribosome. The record is from RefSeq and is a predicted model, not a curated record. Gene Ontology annotation, biological process: translation.
AUGGCUCGCGGUCCCAAGAAGCACAUGAAGCGUUUAGCAGCUCCCAAGCACUGGAUGCUUGACAAACUUUUGGUCAAGCUCAACAAUCCGAUGUCUAUGACGAGCUUUAUUCUUUUACUGAAUUGUGUUGAUAUUGCAAAAUAUGACAUUUACACAUCAUGUUCAAUUAUAUUCAUACUUUCUUUUUCUAUAGGCAACUAUGCCCCUAAGCCUAGUUCCGGUCCUCACAAGACUCGUGAAUGUCUUCCUUUGAUUGUCUUCAUCCGUAACCGUCUCAAGUACGCCUUGAACGGCCGUGAAACUCAAGCCAUUCUCAUGCAACGUUUAGUCAAGGUCGAUGGUAAGGUCCGUACCGACUCUACCUUCCCUGCUGGUUUUAUGGAUGUUAUUUCUAUUGAAAAGACUGGCGAGAACUUCCGUCUCGUCUAUGACGUUAAAGGUCGCUUUGCUGUUCACCGUAUCACUGAUGAGGAGGCCAAGUACAAAUUGUGCAAGGUCAAGAAGGUCUUGGUUGGUGCCAAGGGUAUCCCUUACAUCACCACUCAUGACGGUCGUACUAUCCGUUACCCUGAUCCUUUGAUCAAGGCUAAUGAUACUAUUCGUUUCAACAUUGAAUCUGGCAAGAUUGAAGAGUUUGUCAAGUUCGAAGUUGGUAACGUCGUCAUGAUCACUGGUGGUCGUAACAUCGGUCGUGUGGGUCAAAUCGUUCACCGUGAACGUCACAUUGGUGGUUUUGAAAUUGUUCAUGUCAAGGAUUCUUUGGAUCGUGUCUUUGCUACCCGUAUCUCUAACGUCUUUGUGAUUGGUCAAAGCUCUAAGCCCAUGAUCUCUCUUCCUAAGGGUAAGGGUAUCAAGCUCUCUAUCACUGAAGAACGUGACCGCCGUAGAGCUGCUGCUGCCUCUUCUGCUUAA